This is a messenger RNA of Amyelois transitella, 2877 nucleotides long. RefSeq lists its product as uncharacterized. Lineage: Eukaryota; Metazoa; Arthropoda; Insecta; Lepidoptera; Pyralidae. Bases 1197 to 2117 code for a protein of 306 amino acids. The record is from RefSeq and is a predicted model, not a curated record. The transcript is spliced from 2 exons.
UUUAAUCCUCCUACCUCCUUGAAAAAUGGUUUGCACAUUUCCUUUAGCUAAUAAAUAAAUAAAUGUACAGGAAAAUUACACAUAUUGAGUUAGUCUGGAUGUAAGUUAGAUACUUAUGUUACAAAAUAUAAUAAACAUAAAUAACGUUUGAACGUAUAAAAAAGAAGCUAUCAAUACAAAUAAAACAAUUUGUAAAUAUAGAAUAUUCAUUUCUUCAUCAGAGUGUCGUGACCCAAAAGUUUUAAAGACAAAGUUCGCGAUACUUUAUUAAUUUCUCUCAGGAAGUAUCGCCAAGUGGAUGUUGUUAAGUUGACGAGUUAUGAAUCAGCAAUGUUGUACACAGAUAUAAAGUUAAAUAUUAUCUGGUAACUUUGUCAUCAAUUCUGUUGACUGGAUUUGUCAUAAAUUGAGAUUUGAACGCUCAGUCCUCGCUUCAUCUUUGGCGAUAAGUUAUUGCCACUUGCUUUAUAAAAUUGCCCUGAGCCAUUAAGUUGUUAUAAUAAAAAAGGUUUACUAGAUAUAUUUAAAUCAUGAAAUGUAUGCGUACCAUGACUGACUACCAUGGUUUACAAUUAUUCCGUCUCUCUUACUCAUGACAGUAUCGUGUUCACGGAUUCUAAUUCUCGAAUAUUAACAUAAUUAAAAUAUGACUUCUUUCUCUUUCUAUCACAUCGAAUUAUCAAAUUAAAACAAAUAGAGUAAAUAAGACAUAAAAUAUGCCUUAUCAAUCUUCGUGAAUUAGAUUCUUAUAGAAGAUGAUGACGAUGUUUCAAGUCAUCCAUCUGGAAAGUAUAUGAGUUUACACUGAACGUUCAUAAAUUCAUAUGAAUUACCUACGUGAGUUUAAGCUUUAUUUAAUUUUCAUUAAAAAAGGGUUAGUAUUACAGGCCGAAAAGACUUGUACAAAACUCUAAACCAAUGUAUGCAGAAUAGACUGACCAUUGUACAUAAAAGAACAAUCAUUCUUGGACAUAAAUAGCGAAGUGGUCACCAAACUUAUUGUUUCCAUAUAAGUGACUAUUCAAUUGUUAUUAUUUGUUUGAAGAUGAUCAAUAGGAUAUUUUAAUAAUAUUUUCGCAUACCAAUCAAUCUUCACGUCUAGCUGGAUCAGUAAUUUUACUCGCGUAGUAAAGAUCAGCAGUGCACUUGGUUAGACCAUCUACGUGUAUCUCGUAUUAUUGAAAAACUAGAGAAAAAUGAAAAGGGUUAUAGUAUUGUUGUUAUCACACAUUUACAUGAAUUGUGCAUUUUUUAUACCGUAUGGAAUUUUGAAGUUGUCGUGUCAAGACAGCGCUCUAUUAAUCGAUCGUAUUGUUGUCAAACCAGAUGGCACACAAUCAACACAUACAGGGAAAAUCAUAGCGAGAUCCCUGGAAAAUCAAAUUUUAGAUCUUAAGCAAAAAAGCAAUGAUAAAAUCAAUGAUUUAGUAUAUAACGAAGUUGCCCCAAAACAUAGCAAUGUUAACGAAAGAUCAUUUGUAUAUUUAAAACAAAAGCACAGAACUCCUAUCAUUAACUUGGUUCAUGGAACAAAUGAUGGGCUGACGAAGUCCAAUGCUGAACAAUUGGCAACCAUGAAGGAAUAUUUUCAUGAUUUUACCAAAAAACUAGCUCAAUAUCCAAUAGAAAAAUACUUACAAGAUUACUCUAUUUUUAAUCAAGAUCCAAAUGAAACUGUAACUAGAAGGUUUUCGAAACUAAAAUUAGGAAAUCCGAGGAAAGAUUACAGAAAAGACAAUAUGAAUGAUAUUGAUCCGAAUCUUUACGAAAAAUUGAAAAUCGUGGAGUUUUUGAAGCCACCUCUACUAAGAUAUGAGCAUAAUUCUGAAACUAAAAGAAAUGAAAUAUCGCAGACUACACAACAUACUAGUCUCGAACGAUAUGAUACACAUGUGUAUCCUACUCGCAGUAAUCAACAUUUGCAUAUUAACAACAAUCUGAAAGGAACUAUUUAUGUUAAACCACGCGAAAACGAAACGCUUUGUUCUCACAUAUAUCACAGUCAUAUAAAAGAAUGUGUCCAAAGAAUUUUCGGUAAAAAUGUUAAUCAAAGUGCUUUUAAUAUACUAACGAAAUGUUUAAGAGAGUUGUGUUUAAGAGAAUACAAGAAUAAAUAAUAAUAUUACUAGAUUACAUCAGAUGAAACUGAAUGUAAAUCGAAAUAUUAAGUAUGCAAAAAAAAUCUUGAAUUAAGUUUAAAUAUCGUGUUAUUUUUAAGUAAGUUAUUGUACCAACACCCGAGGAGACUGAUAAAAAAUUGUGUAGAUAACGUCGCGUUACAUCAUACCACCUCAAGCAGGCUGAAGAACUUAUGUUGAAGUAUUGUAUUGUAUUGAAGAAAUAUUGUAGUUUGAUUUGAACUUAAAUCAAAAUUUCAGUACACUCUGUACAUAAAUCUUUUUAAAAUUGGCAAUCUAUAAAAUAUAUAUAUAUAUAUAUUUCUUUUUUCAAUAUUAAAUCUCAUAAAUAUAUAAAAUUAAACAAUGUAUUCUCUCGUCCACAUUCUAUUCUAAGUAUAAUUUUAUAUUGUGAAGUUGAUGUUGUUGAAGAAAAUGCUGCAGUGCAGUUUGUUACCGCUUCUUCUGCACUGACGCCUUGGAAGCGGCAGUAAACUUAGUUUUUAAGUAAUUUAUUUGACGUCAACCAAUGUUGUUAAACCAUACGACAAUUAUUAAGCGAUAUAUAGUAUCCUAUAAUAAUGAAUAAAAAUUUUGAAUUUGAAUUUGAAUUUUGUUGAAAAUAUCAUUAACUUAAAAUGGACACAAAAUGCGAUGAUGAUGAAGAAUAUCACUAAUUUGAAACGAACAUAGUGGUUGCAAUAAAUUUCAGCGUGUUUUAAAAACACUGUAUUUAAGUAAAGUAUAUACUUACACACCA